AUGACCAUAUUAUGGUCGUUCGGAGGAAACUGGAUGGCCUUGGCUGAAGUGUUCCACAUGGAAGCAUACGGAAAUAUUCGUAUCUAUUCUGACAUCGAGACUCCUGGGAGCGAAAGUCAAUUUCGCUGGUGCAGCUGGCAAUUUUCCAUCGCGCAUUACCACUUCAGGCUUCAUAAACUGCGGGUUUCUUUGGGCGAUAUUUUACCCUUCAGCGACAACUAUCCUGAAUUGGAGAAGCGCAAGGUCGGCGGAGCGAACAGAAUUGGCGGAGAUGUGGUUGCGGGAGCGCAGUGGAUUAUAUGACCAUAUAAAGGCCAUUUCGUGUACUAGCAAUGCAAAAAGGGGGAGAAGAUGGAUGGGACGUCCUGGGACAAUGAAUAAGGGAGAGAUGGAAGCUGUGGAAGGAUCAAAUUGUGUUUGUCGCUGGGAUUAGAAAGGUCAAAUCAGGACUAGCCGUCUUUGGUGCUG
Molecule: messenger RNA, 468 nt
Organism: Serpula lacrymans var. lacrymans S7.9
Lineage: Eukaryota; Fungi; Basidiomycota; Agaricomycetes; Boletales; Serpulaceae
Exons: 2
Coding region: 1-303 (100 amino acids)
Source: RefSeq, a predicted model, not a curated record